Molecule: messenger RNA, 5941 nt
Organism: Cavia porcellus (domestic guinea pig)
Lineage: Eukaryota; Metazoa; Chordata; Mammalia; Rodentia; Caviidae
Gene: Ctif
Product: cap binding complex dependent translation initiation factor
Exons: 12
Coding region: 456-2258 (600 amino acids)
Biological process (GO): regulation of translational initiation
Cellular component (GO): cytosol
Molecular function (GO): translation activator activity; RNA binding; protein binding
Source: RefSeq, a predicted model, not a curated record
CUGAGUGACGCGCGCGUGCUUGUGGAUAAAUCCGGGACGCCCGCGGGAGACAAUUAGCCCCCUUCCCCCUCCCUGCGUCUCAGCCGGCCGGGUGUACGCACCCAUCCACCGUCCCCUCCUCCGCUGUGUAGGGGACCUCGCCCCCUCCCUGGGUUUGUCUCCCUCCCAGCCGCGUGCCCCUCCCGGUGGGGAGCCUAGGCCCUGGAGCUCCCGCGCCGAGGGGACUGGUGGGGGACGCACGGCUGGAGCCCGACUCGCGUUGGAGCCGCGCGCGGUGUAGCUGCUGUCAUGUGCCGGGUUCCGACCCGGAGGGAGGAAGCCAGCGAGCCCGAUUCCACUCCCUUUUGUUUUGAAGCCCGCAUUUGCUGCAUCGAGCAGUUGGUCUAGUACCCGGCAAACUUGCAGCUGUUGUGACCGCGCUCGGCCGAGCCUGCCCAGGCCCCUGAGCGGGAGGGAUGGAAAACUCCUCCGCAGCAUCGGCCUCCUCCGAGGCAGGGAGCAGCCGCUCCCAGGAGAUUGAGGAGCUGGAGCGCUUCAUCGACAGCUAUGUGCUGGAGUACCAGGUUCAGGGGCUGCUGGUCGACAAGACAGAUGCUGAUGGCGAGAGCCAGAGGACGCAGUCCCACAUCUCCCAGUGGACAGCGGACUGCACUGAGCAGCUGGACGGUGGCAGUUCCUUCUCCCGAGGGCGAGCCCCUGCACAGCAGAAUGGCAGCAAAGACAACUCUCUGGACAUGCUGGGCACAGACAUCUGGGCUGCCAAUACCUUCGAUUCCUUCAGCGGUGCCACCUGGGACCUGCAGCCUGAAAAGCUGGACUUCACGCAGUUUCACCGCAAGCUGCGACAUGCGCCCAAGCAGCCCCUGCAGCACAUCGACCGUGAAGGGUGUGGAAAAGGAAAGCUGGAAGAUGGAGAUGGCAUCAACCUGAAUGACAUUGAGAAGGUCCUUCCGGCCUGGCAGGGCUACCACCCGAUGCCCCAUGAGGUGGAGAUUGCGCACACCAAGAAGCUCUUCCGGAGGAGGAGAAACGAUCGAAGACGGCAGCAGAGACCUCCAGGAGGGAACAAGCCCCAGCAGCACGGUGACCACCAACCAGGCAGUGCCAAACAUAACAGGGACCAUCAGAAGUCCUACCAAGGGGGCCCAGUGCCUCAUGCCUCAGGGAGGCCCACCCACCACGGCUACAGCCAAAACCGGCGCUGGCACCACAGCAAUAUGAAGCACCCGCCAGGCGACAAGGGGGAGGCAGGUGCCCACCGCAAUGCCAAAGAGAUCGUGAACACCGAGAGCCCCAAAUUAGAAGACACCCCAGAGGACCCCGGCCACUGUGGCCUUGAGCCUCCUCACAGCCCUGAAGCCCCAGCCCCACCAGCAUCUGAGAGGCUACCUACACCAGUGCCAGGGGGGCCGGAGGCCGAGACAAAGCGCAAAGACAGUAUUAUUCCAGAACGCAUCGGGGAGCGGCCCAAAAUUACCCUGCUCCAGUCCUCCAAAGACAGGCUGCAGCGAAGGCUAAAAGAAAAGGUACCGGAUGAAGUGAUGGUGGAGACAACCCACCCUCAGCAGAACAAGAUGGACAAGCUAAUCGAGAUCCUGAACAGCAUGCGGAAUAACAGCAGCGACGUGGACACCAAGCUCACCACCUUCAUGGAGGAGGCCCAGAACUCUACCAACUCUGAGGAGAUGCUGGGUGAGAUUGUACGGACCAUCUACCAGAAGGCCGUGUCAGACCGUAGCUUUGCCUUUACAGCUGCCAAGCUCUGUGACAAGAUGGCACUCUUCAUGGUGGAGGGCACCAAGUUCCGGAGCCUGCUCCUCAACAUGCUCCAGAAGGACUUCACGGUGCGCGAGGAGCUGCAGCAGCAGGAUGUGGAACGCUGGCUGGGCUUCAUCACCUUCCUGUGCGAGGUGUUUGGCACCAUGCGUAGCAGCACCGGAGAGCCCUUCCGCGUGCUCGUGUGCCCCAUCUACACUUGCCUCAGGGAGCUCCUACAGUCUCAGGAUGUGAAGGAAGAUGCUGUCCUUUGCUGCUCUAUGGAGCUACAGAGCACAGGGCGACUGCUGGAAGAGCAGCUGCCCGAGAUGAUGACCGAGCUUCUAGCCAGUGCUCGAGAUAAGAUGCUGUGCCCCUCAGAGUCUAUGCUGACCCGGUCACUGCUCCUGGAGGUCAUCGAGCUUCAUGCCAACAGCUGGAACCCUCUGACGCCUCCUAUCACGCAGUACUACAACAGAACCAUCCAGAAACUGACAGCCUGACAGCCAGGAGGCCUGGCGAGCAGCCCGUGGGCAGCUGGGGCCCUGGUGCACAGAGCCAGAUGGACAGGCGGGAGGACAGGGGUGGCCUGGUGGGAGAAAGAAAUGGGUAGGAAGGCAGGCAGAGUCAGUGGCCAGUCUGGAGCCAACCGGAAAAGGGAUCAAAUCCCUAAGAAGAACACCCCGCCCUACACAUAAACACCCCCACCCUAGCCUGAGCAUGUGGCAGCUCCCACCAAUAAGGGAAGCAUGUUUCUUUUCCGUGGUGGCCCUGGCCCGAGACCUCCCUCCUUCCUACCCCUCUUCCCCCCUGCCACCCAAGCCAUCCACCUCAAGCAGAGAUCUCAUCUCUGCCACUCUUCGGAGGCCCCUGCCCCGCCCCCAGCCUGAACACCAGCCUUCCACUCCGGGGCACCGCUUGGGUCAGAAAGGAUCUCAGAAGGCUGAAAAAGUGGGUCGAGACGGGCUCCCAUUGUUCCCUGCGUGCUGUCAGCCGCAGUCGCCAACUGGCAGCAGGCAACAUGUAGCAGAUGUCCGGGAGGACAAAGGCAGGCACGGUCCCCACCAGCCGCCAGUAAUUGACGGCCUUUGUCAGCCACAGUGGAGCUAGGGAGAGGCGCUUUUCUCUAACCUUCACACCCCACCCUCCCAACCUCAGUUCCUCGAGCCUUGGGCCCCCAGCCCAGGCCUAGGGGGCUGGCAGCCGGGAGGGGAGCUGGAGCUUACAACUCAGCUUGCACCCUUUUCUUUUAUUGUGUUUUAUUUUUCAAAAGUUGGUUGCUUUGAAGUCUCUUCUCUCAAUGAAAAUAUCCUCCAUGUGAUCACACAGUCAGCUCUGCAAGGACCCCCUGAUUAAUAGGAGAUCAAACCUGGCCCGCUCUGGAAGGAUUCUAGCCAUAGACAGCUUGCCAGUAGCCAAUUAGGGUAAUUGGAAACUUCUGCCCUGGUGGGGGUCCCCUGCUGGAAUCCUGUGUUCCUCCCCGCCUGGCCUGCAGCGACUCUGCUCUCCAGUUUCUGUCUCUCAAAGGACAUGGUACUGAGGUUGCUGGACUGCAUUAGACCUGGUCCUGGCCAUGGAGAUCUUGUGGCAAACAGGGCCCAGAACAAGGCUGGCAAACUAAAACCAAAAUGAGUCUUGUCCCAAGUGCCUAGUGGAGAGAAAGAUGGAGCGGGAGUUGCCUGCCUCCCCGGGACUUGUCUAAGUCAUGGGCUAUGUCACUGCCCAAGCCCAGGCAGGAUCCAGAAGCCCUUCCAGCUACUGGGAAAGGCAGGAGUCAUUGAGUCCUAAGGACAGUCAGGUAGGCUUUUCAGGCUGGGGUUUCUUGGACAGCCUGGGGAGCACCCCUUUCUGUGAUGGCUAGAAAGGUCAAGCUCGGGGAUGCUGGCAUCAAGAUCACAACCAGUGUCCACACAGUCCCUGUCUGGGGUGUAAAACCUAUGCUUUGAUGAGCCCUAGAAAAUGCCAUCGGAACCCAGCAGCUUCCUGAUUUGCUCCUUCACUGAGGUUGGUCAUACCCUAGAUCACAUUGGAAACCUCUUCUGGCCUCCCAAUCCGAAUCAGACUGGCUGGGAGCUGAAGGGUGGAGAAAGUUUCUGUUGAUCGUUCCUGAGGCUAGGAAGAAGGUCCCCAUUCCGCCUGGCUUUGCACCACUGAAACUGGCCUUCCAGCUCUAGGGUGGGAGCCUAUGCCAGUCCUCCCAAAAAAGCCUACUUGGGUUAGGGUUUGGGAGGUUACAGUUUCCCUUUAAAUAGGUCAAUGUCCUCUGCCAAGAGGCUCACACUGCCCCUGGCAGGCCCCUGACCCCUGCCUUCUUCCUCCUCUACUCCUCCUCCCUCCCAGGCUUUCUCAAGCUGCUUCUUAUUGCUUUCUCUCCUACACCAGCCCUUAGGCCCAGCCUGGAGCCUGGGGACACCAGGAACCCCACAGGAGGGCUUGAAGGAAGAGUCAGGCUGAUGUUGGGAUGCUCGGAGAGGGCACUGGGGAAAUCAUGCUCUCAUGGAGUCAGGUAGCCCUGGCCAGGCAGCCGCUCCCUGCAGCCUCAGAGGGCCACACCUGUGCUAGAAGGGCCCCUCUUCCCUCAGGUGGGGUGUGAGUGUGUAUGUGCGUGCGUGCGUGUGUGUGUGUGUGUGUGUGUGUGUGUGCAAAGAACAAAGCAGGGUCCCCAGAAGACAGAGGUCUGAGAGUUGGUUCUCCCUAGACCCCUCACUGGGCUCAUAGGCAGACUCCAUAAAGGGGGCUCCCAAAUCCUGAGUAGAGGGGCUAGUGUCCCUUGUGAAAGUAAGAGACAGAGGACACUGGGCACCAAGGGUCACAUGUGCCUCCCUCCCGAUGGCCUGUCGGAUGGAGGUCUUGCCUCAGGUCCAGCCCCUCUUGGGCCGUGAGGACUAGUGUGAAGAUGUGAGGUAUAAAUAUGUAUUAUAUAUAAAUAUAUUUUUAAUUACGUGUUGUGUCACGGUGGCUCCAGACGUACAGUUUGCCUAAUUUGUUCCACUGCUUGAAAGCACUUCCUGGCCCAUCUGAAUAACACUUUUGGCUGUUUUUCUAAAUGCAGGUUGCUGCUACUUUUUCAGACAUGGAAGGAAAACAUUAGGAAAAAAAAAAUUUUUUUUUUUUAAAGAAACAGCAAAGCCUAAAACUGGGGCAACUUCCCAUGGCAGAUGCUCAGACAGGAACUGGGAGGCAGAAGUGGGUGCCCCAGAGAUGCCUGCCCCUUCCCCAUGCCAGAGCCCCCUCUGCUCCAAAAGAAAGGCCAGCUGAAUGUUGUACCCCCGCUCGGCGGCGGGCCUUGGAGCAUGGAAGAGGCACACUACAGCCAUCUCGUGUUGAUCCUUCUUGUCCCCUCUGCCUGUCGAGACGAGUUAGGCACUGUUUUAACCCUCUCAGGCAGCCCACCUGCCAUGUCCUGCUCCCCCCCCCCCCCAGGUCUGGUGGCUUUGCUGAGCUCUGGUGCCGCAGUUCCAGAAGGACUCCUAGGGUCCCUUGAACGAGGAUGGGAGCUCCAUUGUCCUCCAUGGGGACAGUGUACCCCUAAACCCAACUUUGUCUGUUUGUCUUUUCUUAACCAGUCUGUAAACCUUUAUAGUUUGGGGACUGUCCUGUCCAUCCGUGUAAAUGUAAAUGUUGACCUAGUUGGUAUUUAUUCUAAUUUUUAUUUUAUUUUAUUUUCUCUGAGGGGUGGGAUUGUGGGAACUGUACCACUGAUCAUGCCCUGGGCAGCUGCAGAGGCCCAGGCCCAGAUGGCUUGGCCGCCAAGAGGAGCAGCCCCCUGGGGCCACCCCAGACAGCCGCCUCCAGGAAGCUCAGUCCCAGGCCGUUAUCUGGCAGGAGAAGCUGCUGGUGUUCCUUGUCCCGCAGACACUCAGGCCUGCUGUGGCAUGGUGUCCCUCAGCUGCCAGACACUCACUCUGCUAGGAAACGUCUGGCUGGGCCUUGAAGAUGCAGUUCAGAGAGAAGACGACUCUCUGCUCAGGACGCUUACAUGCAAGGGCCGGCCGCCUCACCCGAGCCAGCUGGGAGCCGGACGGCAGGACCUACCUCCCUGGAGCAGGGGUCUGGGGCUUCCCACCAAAGCUGCAGUGGAAUUCUGCUCAUGCUGACACCUUUCCCCAUUGGUAUGUCCUGCUUUCCAGCUGAACCCAAACUCCAAGUGGGUUUAAAAAAAAUAAACAAUACCAAAAACCAAAAA